This is a messenger RNA of Osmerus eperlanus (European smelt), 2561 nucleotides long. RefSeq names its product macrophage expressed 1, tandem duplicate 1 (gene mpeg1.1). Gene Ontology annotation, biological process: defense response to bacterium. The record is from RefSeq and is a predicted model, not a curated record. The transcript is spliced from 2 exons. Lineage: Eukaryota; Metazoa; Chordata; Actinopteri; Osmeriformes; Osmeridae. The coding region runs from base 96 to 2252 and encodes 718 amino acids.
GACUGUAGGAUUGACCAUGAGUAACGUAUAUAUCUGUAUAGCUUUCCCUGAAGACUCUCAGAGAGCUUCUCCCCACCCUGCCUCCGGACACAGCCAUGGCUCUGAGAGCAGUCACCCUGCUGGGUCUCUCCCUGCUCCACCUCUGCUGCCCUCACCCCCUCAGCCGCCCAGACAGCGGCCUCAACAAGUGCCACUCUGCCGCCCAGCCACUCCCGGCCCUGGAGGUGCUGCCUGGAGGGGGCUGGGACAACCUGAGGAACGUGGACAUGGGCCGGGUCAUGAACCUCAGCUUCUCCCUGUGCCUCACCACGGAGGACGGCCUCUACCUCAUCCCAGACGAGGUCUUCGUCAUCCCCCAGAAGGUGACAGGAGUUGAAACCAACUCUGAGAUCAUCAGUUCCUGGCUGGAUCAGACAAGCUCUACAUCUUCGUCCAUCAACGCAGACAUCUCUUAUGUCAAAGUCUUAAACGCAAAGUUUUCCAUUGAGAACCAGAGGAUGAAGACCCACCAAGUCAGAGAUACCUCCGUCACCACCAGAGUUCAGGUACGCAACUUCCUCUACACCGUCAAGGCGAAUCCUGACUUCACCUUGGACUCCCGUUUCGCACGGCAAGCGGAGGAUAUUGCUGAUGCCAUCGAGAACAACCAGACUCGACAUGCCUCCUACCUCUCUGAGAGGAUGGUCCUGGACUUUGGCACCCAUGUGAUCACCAGUGUUGAUGCAGGGGCCUCCUUGGUGCAGGAGGACUACCUGCGAUCCUCUUAUGUGUCCGACGGUAAAACAGACAAGUCCUCCAUCACGGCAUCCGCAGGCAUCAACUUCUUCAACAAGGUGAAUUUUAACAUCGGCAGCAAAGACGCCCACGAGACGUCAGAGACCAAGGGUUACCGGGACAACGUCACCUACUCGAUCGUACAGAGCCACGGAGGAGUGCCCUUCUACCCUGGCAUCACCCUGCAGAAGUGGCAGGAGAGCACCUCAAACAACCUGGUGGCCAUCGACCGGUCAGGCCUGCCGCUUCACUACUUCAUAAACCACAACACCUUCCCUGACCUUCCACGCCCCACCGUCGGCAAACUGGCGCUGUCGGUGAGCCAGGCCAUAGGACGCUACUACACCAUCAACACCCGCCCAGGAUGUGUGAAAGCAGAUUCACAGAACUUCAACUUCCAGGCCAACGUAGAUGAUGGGUCCUGUGAUGGCCCAGCCACCAACCUCAGUUUUGGAGGUGUGUUCCAGCAGUGUACCAAGCUCACCCCCGAUGCAGACCCGAUAUGUCAGGCCUGGGACCAGAAGAACCCAGAUACAGGAGACUAUUCCUGCCACCCACCCUACCAACCCACCCUGCUACGCUCUGAGGUCAGAGACGAGCGCUACAGCCAGUAUGUCUGCCAUCGUUCCUGCCAUAGAUGUGGAUUCUUGUGGCUCAGCCAUUGCUGUGAUAACAACUGUGGAGAUGAGUACCAUGUCCGAUCGGCUCAAAUCCAAACCUACUGGUGCUCCUCCAAUGAGAAGAUCUCAGAUAACUCAGGUUAUCUCUUUGGGGGCCUCUACGGCCCCACUCUCCAGAAUCCUUUAACCAAAUCCAAGAGCUGCCCUCCAAACUUCAUCCCACUGAAGAUGUUUUCCGGCGGCCUGAUGAUCUGUGUGAGUAAUGACUACGAGACUGGCUCCCGGUUCUCCGUGCCCUUCGGCGGUCUGUUCAGCUGCCAGUCCACCAACCCCCUGGCUGGGGGCCAGCCUCGCUGCCCUCCCCAGUUCAGCCAGCACCUCGCUACCGUCAGUGACGGCUGUCAGAUCCUCUACUGUGUCCAGUCUGGUCUGUUCACAGGUGGGCAGCUGCUGCCAGUCCGUCUGCCACCCUUCACCCGUCCUCCGCUGGUCAGCAUGACGGCCACCAACACAGUGGCGGUGAUGACCGAGGGAGGCCGAGCCUGGGUCAGAGUUGCACAGACCAAGAUGUGGAAGAUGGUCAAACCAGAGGAGGUCCAGGAAAUGGUCAGGAUGAUCAACCCAGAGUCAGACCAGCUGUCAGGGGGACAGAAGUUUGGCGUGGCCUUCGGAGUGAUCGGUCUGGUUGUGCUGGUGGUUGUUGGGGUGGUGCUGGUUAGGAGGAGAAGGGGGGGGCUUCCAGGGCUAGUGAGGGCCAGGGGAUACGAGGAGAUCGACAGUGAUGGGCAGAGUGAGAGAGGAGAAGUUGAGGUACAAGCAGAACUUCCCUCUGACUCACACAGCACCUGUUCCUCUUAAACGGUUUCAGCUUGUACCAUUCCUUCCUUAUGCAAUAAUCUGAAUAGAAACAAAGUUGUUAAACAAACAUUUUUAAUCUUUAAUAAUAACGACUAUAAAUGCACUUUAUAAUAUUUACUGUAUCCUUUGCUUUUCUUUAGUAAACGCUCUAGGCCAUGAGGAUUUUUAAAAGCAUGUCUCAAAAUCUCAAUAAUUUGUGUAACUAACUGAAAUGUUAACUGAAAAUCUGAUGUUUCCACAUCAGAUUUUUGGACUUGAUAAUCUAUGUGACUGAUGAUUCUUUAUUGCAGACUAAAUAAAUGUGUCAAA